AUGACAUUUUUUCUUACAACGACAGUUAAAUGUGAUGGUUUCUUUUACAUGCAAAGAAUACCAUCGUCGUGCAUUGAAAUUACCGUAAAGCUAGGUGCUAAUGAAAGUAUGUCUGACAAUUGUUUGACCUAUGAUUGGAACCAGAUCACCAAUUUGACUACAAAUUAUACGACCUAUAUUGACCCUAAUACAAAUCAAACAUAUUAUGCCAGAAUUGGUGCAUUAACUGUAUUGGGUACACUGAAUAAUUAUAGUUUAAACUACGUAUGCCCACCUAUGGGAUACAAUGGUGUAGGAUUGGGUUGUCAAACUCAAGCAAAUACACAAUUGGUAGUAUUACAAGUCAAUGCUUUAGAUGAAAAAUUAUAUGUUAUCGACGUUAUUCUACCGGGUGUUCCUUUCCCAUCUUCAGACCAGUUACAGGAAAAUCAACCACCAUUUGGUACAGCUCGCAUAACCUUUACUUCUGGUAUUGCAAUUCAGCCGUCUGGGUAUUUUCAAAUCUGUAAAACUAUAGCAAGUCAGCUGUGCCCAAAUCAAGACUAUAUAUCUCACAAACUUCCUCAUCCACUACCAAGUAAUUAUGGAUAUGGUAUCUUUGGUAUUCAAGCAUUCAAUUUAAUUACAGAUUCGACAUGGAUCAUGGAUGAUUCGAGUCAACUACUUAUUGUUACUGCAGGUACCAAUUACUAUUAUUUCAACGCAACUGGAUUCUUCUUUUAUGAUUCCAGUUCAAAAACGUGCACCUGGUCAAAAACUUGCAACUAUCAAUGUGAAGUUUAUAAUUACGAUUCUCGUUUCUUGGAUUAUGCUGGUGAAUGGGUGAUCAUGAAUAAAUGGGGAAAUCCACAGAUGAAACCAAUAAGUACCCAAGUAUGGAUUGGAAAUGCAAUAGAUGCUGCCGGUAUCUUUCCCAUUGUCAUGUAUACUGAUAAGGCGACUGGUCAUUACCUAGGCUUAGAUAAACUUGAUCCAAUUCCAGCGCCUAAAAUGGGUGCCACUUAUUGGUACACCGAACAUGGUAAUACAAUACCAAAGAUUAGCAUUACAGGUUUCAAUCCCAGCGUUGUGGAAGCUGCUUGCGUCGGAAAACUCAACGAUUGGACUGGCUUUUCGAGCAGCUUUGGAAAGCGUAUUACGCCUGCUGAUUUCUCAAUUGUACUUGUUGUUGGUGGUGUUUUAAAUACUUUUCAAGUAUGGAUGCAAAAGCGCCGUGAAGAAUUCAUCCUAAUUGGAUGA
Molecule: messenger RNA, 1239 nt
Organism: Rotaria socialis
Lineage: Eukaryota; Metazoa; Rotifera; Eurotatoria; Philodinida; Philodinidae
Source: the annotation of a GenBank genome assembly